AUGCGCCCACCUGCUGAGGGCAUGCUGGCAGGAGCCCGCAGAGGAGGUUUAGGCUGGGGAGCUCGAUUUAGGGAAGAAACUUCUCAAAGGGACACCCUGAGCAGCAGAGAGCAGGUGGCCCCAGACUUCCAGGCACUGGAGAAGAUCUUCCACUCCUCCAUCCAGGAAGUCCUGGCCCGGGCCCUAGGGCAGUCCCGUAGGCCGGUGGGGUUUUCUAAGCCAGAGCAAGGGCAGAGAAACGUUUCGGGGAAUCCAGAAAGUCUGACCCCACGAACCCCUUCCAACGCACCCACCCCCGCCUCCCUCAACCCGAGGCUGACCUACAACGAAAUAAAUCCUCGGACAGCGAAUCAGGGGGAGGAGGCAGGCCCCAGCGGUCCAGGCCUGGCCCUGGCUGCCCCUUCUGGGGAAACCCUAGCGGAGGCCGCUGGCUAUCGCGAUAUACUACGAUCUCCCGGCCUCCUCCUCCUCCUGGCUCUUCCUUUCGGAGUAUCCACCCCACUGGGCCAGGGCCGGGUGAAUCAACUUGGCGGGGUCUUCAUCAACGGCAGGCCCCUACCCAACCACAUUCGUCACAAGAUCGUGGAAAUGGCCCACCACGGCAUCCGACCCUGCGUCAUCUCUCGCCAGCUCCGCGUCUCCCACGGCUGUGUUUCCAAAAUCCUAUGCCGCUACCAGGAGACUGGCUCCAUCCGGCCUGGGGCCAUCGGGGGCAGCAAACCCAGGGUUGGCUAUUUCCUCCUGGGACCUGGAGGGAAUAACCCAACAUUUAUCUUCUCCCUGGUCUUGGCCAGGUUUAUAUUGAAAGUGAUUUCUCUCCUCCCCCCUUUCCUUUGCUACUCUUUUCCCCUGUCCUACUCCCACAUUCCCUCACUAAAGCAGGUAGCCACUCCAGACGUGGAAAAGAAAAUAGAGGAAUACAAAAGAGAAAACCCCGGGAUGUUCAGCUGGGAAAUCCGGGAUCGGUUGCUCAAGGAUGGACACUGUGAUCGCAGCACGGUUCCCUCAGUGAGUUCGAUUAGCCGUGUGCUCAGAAUCAAAUUCGGGAAGAAAGAGGAAGAGGAUGAGUGCGACAAGAAAGAGGAGGACGGGGAGAAGAAGGCGAAACACAGCAUCGACGGCAUCCUGGGCGACAAAGGAAACCGGCUGGAUGAAGGCUCUGACGUGGAGUCUGAACCUGACCUCCCCCUGAAGCGGAAGCAGCGCCGCAGCCGGACCACCUUCACGGCCGAGCAGCUGGAGGAGCUGGAGAAGGCUUUUGAGAGAACCCACUACCCCGAUAUCUACACCCGAGAGGAGCUGGCCCAGAGGACCAAGCUGACAGAGGCCCGGGUCCAAGUGUGGUUCAGUAACCGUAGGGCACGGUGGCGCAAGCAGGCAGGUGCCAAUCAACUUGCAGCAUUUAACCACCUUCUCCCUGGAGGCUUCCCACCCACGGGCAUGCCCACGAUCCCACCGUAUCAACUGCCGGACUCCACCUACUCCAGUACCACCAUUUCCCAAGAUGGAGGAAGCACCGUACACAGGCCCCAGCCCCUCCCACCGUCCACCAUGCACCAGGGGGGUCUUGCUGCAGCCGCCGCUGCCGCGGACACCAGCUCUGCCUAUGGGGCCCGCCACAGCUUCUCCAGCUAUUCUGACAGCUUCAUGAACCCAGCGGCCCCCACUAACCACAUGAAUGCUGUCAGCAGUGGACUGUCUCCCCAGGUAUGUACCAUCAUUCCUAUGUCGCAGUACCUGGCCUGA
This is a messenger RNA of Sarcophilus harrisii (Tasmanian devil), 1746 nucleotides long. It is a transcript of the gene PAX7, whose product is annotated as paired box 7. Gene Ontology annotation, biological process: anatomical structure development; regulation of transcription by RNA polymerase II. The record is from RefSeq and is a predicted model, not a curated record. Gene Ontology annotation, molecular function: RNA polymerase II cis-regulatory region sequence-specific DNA binding; DNA-binding transcription factor activity, RNA polymerase II-specific. Bases 1 to 1746 code for a protein of 581 amino acids. Lineage: Eukaryota; Metazoa; Chordata; Mammalia; Dasyuromorphia; Dasyuridae. The transcript is spliced from 11 exons.